AUGCUUAGAGAACUUCCAGGAAUUAAUAAUCAUAAGCAAUAGUAGCCUGAGACUAAAAAUGUCAAAGCUCUAGACGAAAUCCCUCAAUUUGUAUUCAUUUCAGAGGAAGAAACCGAUCAGAUUCAAAGAAACUUCGAUGAUGUUAAAACUAAACGAAGAGAUGCGAGUUUGAUUUUCGCAGUUUAAAAAAAUGGACAAAAUAACAAUAAGAAUACACUUAAAUUGCAGUACUUUGGUAGUAGAAAUAUGGACUAUGAUUACUUGAUGCUAUCCGAAAAUCAAAUAAGAAGACUAUCUGACGUCUUCUAAUACGAUUAAGCUCAGCCAUAUACAGGAAGUACUUCUACUGAAACUUCAAAUGGAGAAAGAAUCUUAACUAUUAAAAACAGACUUAGAGAGAAAAGAUCAUCAAUGUAAUUGGUAUAAAAAUAGAGAGGCAAAUUUAACGAGAGCCUAAGUAAUAUAAAUAAAGGGAUAUUUGACACAAAUUCUAGCUCUCUAAAACUUAAUUUACUACCUUCUGAAAAUGACUAGAAGAGGAGUAUUGAUGAAACUUUCUUUGAUAAAACAACGAAGUCAAAUCUUUCCUAAAGGCUACUAUAAAAAAAGAAGAAUUAAAAUCUGUUAGAUUCAACCUCUGUAUAUAGCUCAGACUACUUUCCUGAAUUACGUCAUCAUACAGUAGCAGAUUCAACAAACCUGAAAACAAUAGACUUUAAACAUUAGUCAACAGAUUCAAAUAUACAAAAAUAAUAAGGCUUAAAAGGGCUUAAUCUUCCAACUAAUCAAUCUAUUGAGAAUAAGGAUGCUGUAAUCCAUAAAGAUAGCAUGUUCGAAUUUAUACUUAACAAAUACUCAGCUUAAAAGAGAUAUGAAAAUUCUACUGAUUUUUUGGGUCACUAGAUAGUAAAUUAUGACGCUCCAAGUUUUUCAAAUUAAACAAUUAAGAGCACUCAGAACAUCUCUGCCAUUACUAAUACACUAAACUAAUAGAAUGAUCUUAGUAAAAAUGAUGUAGAGGCAGAAUUAUAGAAUAAUAAAAAGAUUUCUUUCGUUGAUAAACUAAGAAACAUUAAAAUAAUCGUUUCUUGA
Molecule: messenger RNA, 1092 nt
Organism: Stylonychia lemnae
Lineage: Eukaryota; Ciliophora; Spirotrichea; Sporadotrichida; Oxytrichidae
Source: the annotation of a GenBank genome assembly